AUGGCAGACUUCCGCCCUAAACUCUCCAUUCCGCAAGCCCUCUCGAAGAUUCCGGCCCCGUACCAGCCCACACUGGUAGCGAGUCUGAACGAUGCUAUUGAGUUUAAGAUUGCAAAGAUAAAAGGCGACUUCGUAUACCAUUCACACCCCACGACUGACGAGCUGUUCUACAUCCUAGACGGCGGGCCGUUGACGAUGCGCAUCCGCCGCAUCUACGACGAUCCUAGCUCUGAGGAAACCGUCGUUCUUGAAAAAGGCGAUGUGUUUGUCGUACCGAAGGGCGUGCAGCAUUUGCUGGGGGCGGACAAUGAGUGCAGUGUGCUGUGUGCGGAGACGAAGGGGGAGUUGAACACGGGUGAUUUAGGUGUCAUGGAGAAGACAUCGGAAGUAAAGGAUGCCAGGAACUAA
Trematosphaeria pertusa is the source of this 408-nucleotide messenger RNA. RefSeq lists its product as uncharacterized. The transcript has 4 exons. Lineage: Eukaryota; Fungi; Ascomycota; Dothideomycetes; Pleosporales; Trematosphaeriaceae. Bases 1 to 408 code for a protein of 135 amino acids. The record is from RefSeq and is a predicted model, not a curated record.